Messenger RNA from Neopelma chrysocephalum (saffron-crested tyrant-manakin), 707 nucleotides. RefSeq names its product DNA-directed RNA polymerase II subunit RPB1-like. Gene Ontology annotation, molecular function: DNA binding. NCBI's taxonomy places the organism in Eukaryota, Metazoa, Chordata, Aves, Passeriformes, Pipridae. Gene Ontology annotation, biological process: DNA-templated transcription. The annotation marks the transcript as partial. The transcript has 3 exons. The record is from RefSeq and is a predicted model, not a curated record. Gene Ontology annotation, cellular component: RNA polymerase II, core complex.
GAGUCCUCGGGAACCUCGAGGAGCUCCCAGGAAUUUUGUGGGAUCUUGGGGGGUUUUGGGGGGCCCUGCUGACCCCUUUUUUGGGGUGCCAGGUGAUCGAGAAGGCCCACAACAACGAGCUGGAGCCCACCCCGGGGAACACCCUGCGCCAGACCUUCGAGAACCAGGUGAACCGGAUCCUCAACGACGCCCGAGACAAGACCGGCUCCUCCGCCCAGAAAUCCCUCUCCGAGUACAACAACUUCAAGUCCAUGGUGGUCUCGGGGGCCAAAGGCUCCAAGAUCAACAUCUCCCAGGUGAUCGCGGUGGUGGGGCAGCAGAACGUGGAGGGGAAGCGGAUCCCGUUCGGGUUCAAGCACAGGACCCUCCCCCACUUCAUCAAGGACGAUUACGGCCCCGAGAGCCGCGGCUUCGUGGAGAAUUCCUACCUGGCCGGGCUCACCCCCACCGAAUUCUUCUUCCACGCCAUGGGGGGCAGGGAGGGGCUCAUCGACACCGCCGUCAAAACGGCAGAGACGGGGUACAUCCAGCGGCGUCUGAUCAAGUCCAUGGAGUCAGUGAUGGUGAAAUACGACGCGACCGUCCGGAAUUCCAUCAACCAGGUGGUGCAGCUGCGCUACGGCGAGGACGGGCUGGCCGGGGAGAGCGUCGAGUUCCAGAACCUGGCCACCCUCAAACCCUCCAACAAGGCCUUCGAGAAGAAGUGA